Molecule: messenger RNA, 876 nt
Organism: Rhizopus microsporus ATCC 52813
Lineage: Eukaryota; Fungi; Mucoromycota; Mucoromycetes; Mucorales; Rhizopodaceae
Product: alpha/beta-hydrolase
Exons: 6
Coding region: 1-876 (291 amino acids)
Cellular component (GO): membrane
Molecular function (GO): lipase activity
Source: RefSeq, a predicted model, not a curated record
AUGAGCCAAGUCACUGUCAUUGAAGAGUGGAUCCGUCAUAAGGAUGGAAACGAGAUUUAUACAAAGAUAUGGAAGGCUACUACGCCUAAUCCUAUUGCUACCUUGGUGAUGGUUCAUGGAUUUGGUGAACACGUUGGUAGACAUGACAGAGUACUUGCUUCUUUUGCUAGUAGCGGUAUUGAAUGUUAUGGUUAUGAUCAACGAGGAUGGGGAGAGACCGGCAAGAAAUCCGGACAGUUUGGUAACAACCAGGGCUAUGAUACACUAUUGCAAGACAUAGAUGAUGCUGUCUUGAAGACGAAACGUGAUAAUCUUCCUCUCUUUUUAAUGGGACACAGUAUGGGCGGUGGCCUCAUCCUUAAUUACCUUUCAAGAGGUGAUAAAUACCAAGGAGUUAAACUAGUGACAGGUGCCAUUGCAGCAUCUCCUCUUAUCGAAUUAUCUAUGCCUAUACCUGCUCUCAAGUACUAUGGUCUCCGUAUGAUUUCUAAUCUGCUUCCUCACUUUGUGAUCAGAGCCGACCUUGACGCCAGUGGCAUGUCUCAUGAUCAAGAUGAAGUAAAAAGAUUUAAAGAAGAUCCUUUAGUGCAUGAUUAUGCUACCUUGGCUACUUUGAAGAGCAUGAUUGAUGCAGGAUCAGAUAUUUUAAAGACAAGAGCAAAAUUAAUCAAUUGUCCUAUUUUAUAUUCCCAUGGUGACGAAGAUAACAUCAACUCACAUAUAGCAUGUGUCAAGGCUUAUGAAUUAACCGCCAGCAAGGAUAAAGAAAUGAAGUCUUGGAAGUCUCUUUAUCAUGAAUUGCAUAAUGAAUCUUUGCCUCAUAGAGACCAAGUGAUCAAGUACUACAUUGAAUGGAUUACAAAUAGAUGCAAUUAA